AUGACAACAAAUUUCGAGAGUUUUUUCGUCUCAAUCGCCAGCAAUUUGAUUUUAUUUUAUCAUUGGUUAGAACUUAGAGAGUCGCUUACAAAAGAGCCAUCUUUACGAGUUCCUGAUCCUAUAACACCAGAUGAAAAAUUGGCAAUUACAUUGAGAUAUCUUGCAACUGGAGAAUCAUUCCGAUCAUUAGCAUUUGCUUACCGUAUAUCGUUUAAUAUUAGUGUCUUAGUAAAAGAAACAUUAACAAUUUUAAAACAAUAUUUAAUGCCAAUAUUUUUGCCAAAUCCCAAAAAUAUGGUUUUAAAAGUAAGUCAGAAGAAUUCUUGA
Molecule: messenger RNA, 327 nt
Organism: Macrosiphum euphorbiae (potato aphid)
Lineage: Eukaryota; Metazoa; Arthropoda; Insecta; Hemiptera; Aphididae
Source: the annotation of a GenBank genome assembly